Messenger RNA from Humulus lupulus (European hop), 1231 nucleotides. RefSeq names its product F-box protein SKIP27-like. Gene Ontology annotation, molecular function: protein binding. The transcript is spliced from 4 exons. NCBI's taxonomy places the organism in Eukaryota, Viridiplantae, Streptophyta, Magnoliopsida, Rosales, Cannabaceae. The record is from RefSeq and is a predicted model, not a curated record. The coding region runs from base 284 to 850 and encodes 188 amino acids.
UUUUUCACUGUUUUCAAAAUUUUAAAAUAUAAAAUUGAAAAGCUUUAAACGCAACACCUCAAUAGCUUUAUAAGGUGUAUAAAAUGAAUUUAAGGGAAGUUCCGUAAUUUCGAAGAUUACCGUCAUUUCCAUUUUUUUAGCAAGAGAAGAACAAAAACUAGCGUUUUAAAAACAGAGUCGGAAAAAACAGUAUAUAUUAUUUUGUGUUUUGGGAUUUCGUAUCUAAGGCUUAAUCUAUACAAGAAAGGAUUUGAUUCUUGGAUUUCAUUGAAGUGAUAUUGAUAUGGUUUUGGGAAAGAAAAGCAGAAGUUGUAACUCAAGUUGUUGUGAUUUGAUUAGUGGGGUUGAUAAUGAGAGUUCAGAAAUGGGACUGGUAAAGUAUGGACGAACACAGAGGAAGAGGGUUGGUCUUUAUAAUAGUGGCAGCGAUUCCAUUAGCAGGACUCCAUUGAAGAAACAUUGUGCUCGAGAGAGAAUGAUUUUAAACUCAGAAAAAGAAACGUGUGCUCUUCAAGCUCUUCCGGAGGAAAUUCUGAUUCAGAUUGUAAGUGGUGUUGACCAUGAGGAUCUCAAUCAGCUUAAUCAAGUAGCAAAAUUCAUCAGAGAAGCGGCUUUGGUUGCGGAGAAAAUACAUUUCGCUUUUAGCACGCCGAAAAAGGGUCGUGCCUUCACAACCGCCAUUGAUUUAGAGGAUGUGAGCGAAGAUAUUGAAGCUCCUAAUGCUCCAAAACAGACUAGGGCAAGAGGGUCUCGGCUCACGGCAAAGAAGCUCGGUAGUAUAUCAGUGAACUUGUUUGGUGAGCCGGACAAGGACAGCAGUGGAAAUAAAGAUACAACCAACCAAUUCUGAUACACCAGUUUCUGUAAAUACAGAUUGAUACGGUUUGGUUGAUCAGAGGAAAAGAAAAGAGGGUUUGGCUUUGAGAGAGUUGCUCAAAUGGGAUUCAAGGCAGUACAUGUUUAGAAAUCUUUUACAAUCCAAGUUUCUUCAAUCUUCUUUAUUGAAGGUAAAUGGGUUGGAUUUGUUUGUAUCAUUCUGUAAAUUUACUUAGUUAGACAGAGAAUGGUAGAAAGUAGCUCCCACUAUUUUUCGAGGAAAGCCAAGCUUUUUGGCUCUUCCAAUCUCUUAGUCAUAAACAAAAAAAAUUGUUUAGAAAGAAUGUAUUAUAGUUAAUUCCACUUGCUCUUUGAGCUGUACAGUGAGAAAGGAAUAAAUUUGCUUUUGUAUUAA